CAACCGACCGUUACCUUCCAUCCGCGCUCUCUGCUUGUUCUUUUACGCACCCCGGAGCCAUGACCGUGGCAAGCGCGGCCACAGCCAAAACCAAGAAGCUAAUGAAGUUCAGCCUCUCCCUUUUCCGUCGAGGUUUCAACCCCUCCAAAUGCAAAACGGCGGCGAAGAUGGCGGUUGCUCGGAUAAAGCUGCUAAGGAACAAAAGGCAGGCGGUGGUGAAGCAAAUGAGGCGUGAUAUCGCUUCGCUUCUGCAGUCUGGUCAGGAUUCCACUGCUCGCAUCAGGAUUGAACACGUGAUAAGAGAAGAGAACAUUUUGGCUGCAAACGAGUUAAUCGAGCUGUUUUGUGAACUAAUUGUGGCCAGGCUUACCAUAAUUACCAAGCAGAGGGAAUGCCCGGCAGAUCUUAAAGAAGGGAUUGCAAGUGUGAUUUUUGCUGCACCAAGGUGCUCUGAAAUUCCAGAACUAGCAGCACUUCGAGAUGUUUUUCAAAACAAAUAUGGAGCGGACUUUGUCUCUGCUGCUACUGAUCUGCGACCAAACUGUGGUGUGAAUCGGAUGUUGAUUGAUAAGCUCUCAGUCAGAACCCCAACCGGUGAAGUGAAGUUGAAAGUUAUGAAAGAAAUAGCCCAAGAACACAAGAUUGAUUGGGAUAUUACUGAAUCGGAGAAGGAGCUUCUCAAACCUCCAGAAGAGCCAAUAGAAGGACUGCGUACUUUCGUUAGCGCUUCCAGCUUACCAAUUGAGCCAAAACAACCGACAAGAUCAAUCAACAGCCAAGAAGGCGUCAAAAUGGAUUUUGAAGACACUGCAUCAGCUGCUGAAGCAGCUGCAGAAUCAGCCAAGCAAGCAAUUGCUGCUGCCCAAGCUGCCGCAUAUCUGGCUACCAAAGCUUCUGGUUUUGAUAAAAACUCAGUGAAUUCCCAGUUUAAGAAUCAUCCGGGAAGGGUGCGUGAAACCAAGAGUUUCAGAACUACUACCCAUGCAGAAGUGGGAAAAGUGUGUAGGAGGCACAGCUACAACGGCAACUCAGAUAUUAAGUUUGAUGAAUCUGAUUGUGAUGAAGAAUCUGAAAUGGAAGAACAAGUAUUUGCACCUUCAUUCGAUGAUGAAGAAGACCAAGUUCCUCAUCACAUUUCUGCUCCUCGUCCACCUCCAAUACUUCCGGACACUCCAGGCCAUUAUUAUGUUCAUCCCAAGCUUCCGGAUUAUGAUGCCUUAGCUGCUCGGUUUGAAGCUCUCAGAUACCACAAACAGUGAAAUUGCAUCCCAUUGCUUCAUCAAUCUUCAAUGGUGUUCUCAAACAUACCUUGCAUUCCUUUUUGCUCCCUCGGAUUGUCAGGAACCACAUCACAAUAUAAACAUUUACAUGAAAGAACCCUUAUCCAAUAAUAAGACUAAUAGUUAUUAUA
Carica papaya (papaya) is the source of this 1411-nucleotide messenger RNA. Its product is annotated as Regulator of Vps4 activity in the MVB pathway protein. Gene Ontology annotation, biological process: protein transport. NCBI's taxonomy places the organism in Eukaryota, Viridiplantae, Streptophyta, Magnoliopsida, Brassicales, Caricaceae. The record is from RefSeq and is a predicted model, not a curated record.